Molecule: messenger RNA, 701 nt
Organism: Pundamilia nyererei
Lineage: Eukaryota; Metazoa; Chordata; Actinopteri; Cichliformes; Cichlidae
Product: transcription factor 12-like
Exons: 5
Coding region: 214-561 (115 amino acids)
Biological process (GO): regulation of transcription by RNA polymerase II
Cellular component (GO): transcription regulator complex; chromatin
Molecular function (GO): RNA polymerase II cis-regulatory region sequence-specific DNA binding; DNA-binding transcription factor activity, RNA polymerase II-specific
Source: RefSeq, a predicted model, not a curated record
AGUAACCAAUGUCAUCGUGGUGCUGAGGCUUUUGCAAAGCAAAAAUGUCUGCCUAAGGGAAACUCGUAACUGAUAUAUAUAGAGGAUAUUCCCCCAGUUAUUGCUGUUUAAACCCACAUUUCGCUGUUCUGAGGCGUCUUUUCAGAAAACGACUCUUCACCAGAUCACCCUAGUCGGGAUUUUAAUCGGAAAACAGCUUUCUAGAUCGCCAGGAUGAACCCCCAGCAGCGGAUUGCCGCUCUCGGAACUGACAAGGAACUAAGUGACCUGCUGGACUUUAGUGCGAUGUUCUCUCCACCUGUAAGCGGAGGGAAAAAUAGGCCUACCACACUUGGAAGCAGUCAGUUCAGUGCAUCAGGUAUGGAUGAGCGGACCACCCAAGCAUCUUGGACCCCAGGUGGCGAGUCCAGUCCUUCCUAUGAGUCCAGUCCUUCUUAUGAGUCCUCACGGGGCUUCGCAGACAGCCCUCAUUACAGCGAUCAUUUGAGUGACAGUCGAUUAGUGUCCCAUGAAGGAUUGUCCCCAACACCUUUUAUGAACUCAAACAUAAUGGGUAAGUAAGUGACUCCUUUCAACUCACCCUCAUAUGCCCUUUGGUGGUGGAAAGACAUCCUAAAAAAACUGAUUGAGAUUAAGGCACAUCAUUUACUGGAGGCAGCAGGACUGAAAGGCUUGCAGGCUACAGGACAAUUUUCUUCUCG